This is a messenger RNA of Rhagoletis zephyria (snowberry fruit fly), 1263 nucleotides long. The record is from RefSeq and is a predicted model, not a curated record. NCBI's taxonomy places the organism in Eukaryota, Metazoa, Arthropoda, Insecta, Diptera, Tephritidae.
AUGGCGAGCAAGGAGAAUACCGAGACUCUUACCAAAGAGCAAAAGGCCGCUCUAAAAGCUCAGAGAAAAGCUGAAUUUGAAGCUAAAUUUCAAAAAUCUUCCCUUAAACCGGCAGCAAAUGAGGCCAAGUCAAAGGCUGAGUUAAAAGCGGAGCGACGGGCUAUACAGGAAGCACAGCGAUCUGCCAAAGCUCAAACUCAACCGCUUGCAACCAAACAACAACAAACAAAUGAUCAACCGAAAAGUGCCACUGUCGCACCACCUAAAACAACCUCGCAAUCAGCAACGGCUGCAACACCUGCAACAAAAACAGAAUCGACUCCACCACCAGACUCUAAGGCAAAUGAAAGUGUUUCCACUGAGAAAACUAUUAUUGCCCACAAAGAAUUGCCUGACAAAAUAUUCUCCCACCUUCCGCGUCGAGUUCUUGACCUGGCCGAACUUUCUACUUCAUCGGUUCCGUCAAUUGUCAUUCAGGUUGGCUAUCGCAUAAACAAAGACCUGAUAAGAGGAUCUACUGCCAAGUGCAUUGCCAUGUUGAUGGCAUUUAAGACGGUUGUUGAAGCAUAUAAACCGAUAGAAAAAAAUGAUUUGAAGCGUGACUUGCAGAAGAUUUUGUUUACAGAUUGUAUCAGGUUCCUCUCAAAAUGUCGUCCUCUAUCAAUUAGCAUGCACAAUGCUGUCAAGCAUUUGAAGCUCGUCUUUUCUCGUAUUCCUGCUGAGUCUAAAGACGACCAUGUGAAAAGUUUUAUUUGUAAUGCUAUUGAGACUUUUGUAGAGGAAGAGAUUAUCUGCUCAUGGAAAGCCAUUGUCGAUCGUUCAUUAGAGAAAAUUCAUGAUGAAGACACGAUCCUCACUCUUGGAUGCUCUACAAUUGUAAAACACGUUUCUAAGGUUAUCUUUGAAGCACAUUCAUUGCUUGGCAAUGGCUAUGUCAUGUCGCACAUUGGCUCUUCUCAAGUCGCCCUUGUUGCUAAAGCCUACAAUGUGCCGGUUAUUGUUUGCUGUGAAACUUAUAAAUUCUCAGAAAAGGUGCACACGGACUGUUUUGUGCACAAUGAACUUGGAAACACCAAGAGCUUCUUCAGUUCAUUAGGCAAGCAAAAUACUAUUGAUAGCUCUGAAAUUCCAGAAAACAUGAACGUGCUCGACCUUUUAUACGACCUGACACCGCACGAGUUCAUUUCCGCUGUCAUCACUGAAAAGGGCUCACUGCCGUGUACAUCAGUGCCUACUAUUCUUCGCGUUCGCGAAACCAAAUAA